GCCUGUUACAGACCACUGACAAUACGGUCAGCUUGAUAAGCAUGCCACUAUCACCGUGUUGUCGCAGAAAAUGUCGAUUUAUUAAAUAUUUGCUGCGACUUUAGUCAGUUGUAUAUCAGCUCGGGCAUUGACAAUAACAGGCGUGACGUCACGCACGCGCAGAGCCGAGCGUGAGAGAGAGCGAGAGAGAGAGAGAAGAGCGCGAGCGCACAGGGACUGUAGAGACAGAGCUGCGCGGCAGCCAUCUUACAGCUUUUACUGUCACCCGGGCUACAUCUCCUGGAUAUUUCUUUAACAAAGGCGACGUGUACGAGGAGGAAGCGGCUCUUUUUCAGCUUCUUUUUGGUCAUUUGAAGCAAAACUGCGGGAUGAGGAACGGCAGGUCCAAGCCUGUCUGCUCAACGGGCGGACUGCUGCUGCUGCUGCUGCUCGGACUGUUAUGCGAGGUGGAGGCAGCCAAAGUCAACAAACAUAAGCCAUGGAUUGAGACGACGUAUCACGGCAUCGUGACAGAAAAUGAUGACAAAGUUCUGCUGGACCCUCCACUGAUAGCACUGGAUAAAGAUGCCCCGUUGCGUUAUGCAGAAAGUUUUGAAGUGACCUUCACCAAAGAAGGGGAGAUUUGCGGCUUCCGUAUUCAUGGCCAGAAUGUUCCGUUUGAGGCGGUGAUGUUGGACAAGUCCACAGGCGAAGGAGUGAUCCGGGCCAAGGACAAGCUGGACUGUGAGCUCCAGAAGGAGCACACAUUCACCAUCCAGGCCUAUGACUGUGGAGAGGGACCCGACGGAGCCAACAUGAAGAAAUCUCACAAGGCAACCGUUCAUAUCCAAGUGAACGACAUGAAUGAGUACUCACCCGUGUUCAAGGAGAAGUCGUACAAGGCUACGGUCAUCGAGGGCAAAGCAUACGACAGCAUCCUGAAGGUGGAUGCAGUGGAUGCUGACUGUUCCUUCCAGUUCAGUCAGAUUUGCAGCUAUGAGAUCGUCACCCCUGAUGUGCCCUUCACCAUUGACAAGGACGGCAACAUCAAGAACACUGAGAAGCUGAACUACAGUAAGGAGCGUGCGUACAAGUUGACAGUGACCGCUUUCGACUGUGGGAAGAACCGUGCCUCAGAGGACGUCCUCGUCAAAAUCAACGUCAAACCAACCUGCAAACCAAGCUGGCAGGGCUUUAAUAAGAGAAUUGAGUACGAGCCUGGCACAGGAAGCCUAGCGCUGUUCCCUAGCAUUCGUCUGGAGACCUGCGAGGAACCGAUCACCUCCAUCCAGGCCAGCAUCGAGCUGGAGACCAACCACAUCGGCAAGGGUUGUGACCGAGACACGUACUCUGAGAAAUCCCUGCACCGUCUGUGUGGUGCCAGUUCCGGCACCGUGGAGCUGCUGCCCUCUCCCAGCAGUGCCACCAACUGGACCGCAGGCCUGCCCACUGACAACGGCCACGACAGCGAUCAGGUCUUUGAGUUCAAUGGCACUCAGGCUGUGAAGGUUCCUGAAGGUAUGGUGAGCACAAGCCUGAAGGAACCCUUCACCAUCUCAGUGUGGAUGAGGCACGGACCCGGUAGCCGGGAGAAAGAAACCAUCCUCUGCAACUCUGAUAAGACGGAGAUGAACAGACACCACUACUCCCUGUAUGUGCACAACUGCCGUCUAGUGCUGCUCCUGCGCCAGGACCCGAGCGAGGCAGAGAACUACAAACCAGCAGAGUUCCACUGGAAACUCGACCAAGUCUGUGAUAAAGAAUGGCACCACUAUGUGCUUAACAUCGAGUUCCCUGCCGUGUCUCUGUUUGUUGAUGGAGCUUCCUUCGAGCCUUUCCUGGUCACAGAGGAUUACCCUCUCCACGCCUCCAAGAUUGAAACUCAGCUCACUAUUGGUGCCUGCUGGCAAGACUUCUCAGGACAUGACAAUGACACAGAGACAGGCUCAGAGCCUUUGACAGGUGGCAGCGCUCACAUGGCCCAGUACUUCCGGGGCAAUUUAGCUGGCCUCAUGAUCCGCACUGGGAAGCUGGAGAAUAAGAAGGUGAUCGACUGCCUGUACACGUGUAAGGAGGGUCUGGACGUGCAGCUCCCAGAGGAAGUGGCUUCUGCUGUGAAGGUGGACUUUAACCCCAAUCAGUCAUCUCUAUCUCUGGAGGGAGAUGAUAUCGAGAGCUUUGAGAAGGUCAUGCAGCACAUCUCCUACCUGAACUCCAGGCAGUUCCCCACACCAGGAAUACGCCACCUGUGUCUCACCACCACCGUCAAGUGCUUUAACGAGGAGACGUGCAUCUCGGUGCCUGAUGCAGAAGGCUAUGUGAUGGUCCUUCAGCCAGAGGAGCCAAAGAUCAGCCUGAGUGGAAUCGACCACUUUGCACGUGGAGCAGCUGAGUUUGAGAGCACCGAGGGUGUGACGCUGUUCCCCGAACUACGUGUUGUCAGCACUAUCACACGUGAGGUGGAGGCCGAGGCCGAAGGAGAGGACGAGCCCACGGUGCAAGAAUCUGUGGUUUCUGAGGAGAUCAUGCAUAACCUGGACACGUGUGAAGUGACUGUAGUUGGAGAAGAUCUGGAUGGAAACCACGAGAGUCUGGAGGUGGAUUUGGCCCAGGUUCAGCAGAGAGGCCUGGAGAUUAGCUCCUCCAACAUGGGCAUGGUCAUCACUGGUGUAAACACCAUGGCCAACUACGAGCAGGUCCUGCACCUCAUUCGUUACAGGAACUGGCACACGGAGGCUUUGUUUGAUAGGAAGUUCAAGCUGGUCUGCUCAGAACUCAAUGGCCGGUACAUCAGCAAUGACUUCAAGGUCGAGGUCAGUGUGAUUCACACAGCUAACCCAGUUGAGCAUGCUAAUAACGCCAUGUAUCAGCCUCAGUUUAUCAACCAAGUCAAGCACGCCUCUGUGGACCUGUCUGGACACAACCUGGCCAACACACAUCAAGCUUCAGUUGUCCCCAGUGCUGCCACGAUCGUCAUCGUGGUGUGUGUAAGCUUCCUGGUGUUUAUGAUAAUUCUGGGCGUAUUCAGGAUCCGUGCUGCUCACCAGCGCACCAUGAGGGACCAGGAGAACGGCAAAGAGAACGAGAUGGACUGGGACGACUCUGCCCUCACCAUCACAGUCAACCCUAUGGAGACUUAUGAGGAUCAGCACAGCAGCGAAGAGGAGGAGGAUGAGGAAGAGGAGAGUGAAGACGGCGAGGAGGAAGACGACAUCACCAGCGCAGAGUCCGAGAGCAGCGAGGACGAGGAAGGGGCGGAGCCCGAGGACCAGCAGGGCACCAGCCGACAGCAGCAGCUGGAAUGGGAUGACUCCACUCUGACCUACUGACGCUGCCGAGCACGCACACCACUCUGAUAACACAUACAAACACACACACACACACACACACACACACACACACACACACACACACACUCCACCCACCCACCCAUUCACUCACUGUCUCACAUCUCCAUCAGUGGGGACUCACAAUUUUCCUUGCCAGAUUCCCCACCUACGGAGCCAUGAGUAAAAACAAAAAAGUCCUUGAAGCAAAAUCCAUAUAUAUAAUUAUAUAUAUAAUAUAAUAUAUUAUAUAUAUAUAUAAUACAUAAUACAUACACACCUAUAAAUACAUAUAUAUCUAGUGUCUGUGGUGACGGAUGUUGCGGAAUCAGCUUAAGUUCCACUGGCCAAGGCUUCCCUGGUGUCAGCUUAGUGGUGAUGUUCAGUGUAGUAUAAUUAUCACAUAAUAGCUGAAUGCUAGAUAUGUUUUUAAUUUAUUUCUUUAUUAUUAUUAUUUUUUUUUUUUGUGGGAUACCUGGCCUAGAUUACAUUUUUUAUUAGCUCUGUAACGAUAUAUAGCCUUGCACAAUUUUCCUUGUUUUUACAUGUUAUGUCAUUAAAACCGAGAAUGAUUUUAUGUAUAUUGCACACAAAUUUUGGAAUUAGUUUGCUACAGAACUUUAAAGAGAAGUUUUGCCUCUUUGCUUUUGAUAAUAUUUCUUGCUCUUCUUGGUCCAUGUUUCUUUCUCCUCUUUAUAGUGCAUGAAAAUUUGCAAAGUCAUGCGUGUAGAAGAACCUUGCUUUUUGAUAUUUUGUAAAUAUAAUGAAACCAUGGUGUCCAGUAUCUAAAGUGUUGCAGUACCUGCUGUAGAAUACUUUUUUUGUGUGUGUGUGUGUGUUACAGAGGCUCUAGCAUGUUUCGGAAAAUUUGGCAAAGCUCUUCAAUCGUGCUUGUGCACUUUAGAGAGAGCAACCCAUGUCAGAGGCUGAGGUUUCUGUGGCAAAGUGUGGCUUAUUUUGUUUUGUCGUUUGGAGGUUGGUGUUUUGUUUUGUUUUUUUUAAAUUAUUAUUAUUUUUAUUUAACAGAGUGGGCAAGCAUGAAAUUGGCUAAUCUAGGCUUGCACAGGUGCAAAUGCUCCAACUUGAGGCAUUGUUGUUUUUCAUUUCUGUGAAGUCCACUAUUGGACAGAGGUUUAUACUUUGGACCCUCUGAAUAAUCACGUUCAGGUGAUGAUUAUACAUUUGUUUUAAUGGUACUGUAUGUUGUACAGUUUAGACAUUCUGCAUUGAAGCCAUCUUGGGAGUGGUUGUGGUACUUUUUCCUGUAACAUCUACUCUUGUUAUAACCCCUCCUGAUCAAGCCAGUCUGAUGUAACUUGGACAAACUGAGCCUCUGGAAUCUGGUGAUGGUUUAAGCUUCAUGACAUCUGUGCAGUGCCACGAUGGAUGAAAAUACUCCAAUCCUCUGAUACUCCAGUCGAUUGCAUAAAUGUUUUUUUGGGGAUAUUUAUUCUUUGGUGUAUAAUUCUGCUCGAUUUACUCCGUGUGAUUCACUGGCUGCUCGGUCAUUCCAGUCUCAGAAAAUAUUUUAUUGGAAUAUCCAGUUACACGAAUGCUUGAAGAAUUACGUUUUGAGAUAAUCGUCGACGGGUAUGUGGUACACCGUUAAGACUUCUUGUACAUGGAGGUGUGUUCUGGCAAACGCUAUACUCCAGGCAAUGGUUUUAAGACCUUUACAGGCUCGUCUGCAGGUCAUUCGUCCAUGUUAUUUUUGCUUAACGCAGUAGUCUGUUGCCUUCCAGCAUCUGUGUAAAGGGUCAGGCUCUGUGGCUUCAGCUAGAAGGCUUUGGUAAGCAAUGUUAAAUAUUUGCGCUAAGGAGAAUGUUAACGUGUAGAGAGAAUGGAUUUGGGCGAAGUGUUUGUUACUUUAUAUAGAUUGUAGUUUUCUUGAUUCUUGCAUGGACGUUUUCUGUUUACUGCUGAAAUCCAAAAGUUUUUCCUAUGUUUCUGUUGUUACUACUGCUGUCAAGAUUUGUCCAGUUUCUGUUUUUAUGGCUGGCUGUUAAGGACAAUUCGAAAUCUUCCAGAGUGCUUUGGAGUGUCCUAUAAUCUUCCCUGAAUUGGAAAUUUGCUAACUGAUUCCCCUCAGAAAAAGCUCAGACUUGAGCUGCAGUCCACGAUUUAUUUAGCGGAGUUGGGAGUGUCUUUCACCCAUCACUGCACAUUAACAUAACUAACACAGCCCUCGUCCACACCGUUCUAACUGGUGGUCACGUUCUUCUUUUGUAAUUACAUAACAUUAGGAUUGUACAGCUAUAGCAAAGUGAUUUUUGUUGUAAUCGGGGUCAACGGCUAGUUUUUAUCAGUUACGAUUGUUUUAACUGUCCUGCAUAGGUGUCCUGUGUUCAUGUCGAUGUGUAGAGAACGUAGAUCCAUAUUGUAUCAUGAAUAAAUAUCGUACUAAGUCACGUUUGAGGAAAUCCACCUCUAAAGAGAUGUAUAUAAUUGAAAUUCUUUAGGCAGUGUAUGUGGAUAAAUUAACAAUGUGUGAAUAGUGAAAGCUCAUUUUGAAGUUUAUUGCCUGAUUUCCUAACCCAAGACACAGGGCAGCACGAAAAUCACAAGAACCGGUUAAAUAUCCUUUUCACAGAUUUCUCACACAAACUUUGUCAGGAUCAGUCAGAAUAUUUUUCUUUUAUAUGAUCUUUUAUAUUUAGUACAACCACUUAUCUCUGUUUAUUUGUUUAGUCACUGGAUGAAAGCAGACCAUUCCAUGAUUGAAUUAAUGGAAAUUAUAGGGAAAUGGCUGUUAGGGUCAAUCUUUUCAGUAAUCAUUAAUCUACAGGUAGGACAGAACAAUGUGAUUCUUCUGAGCAGGUUUGUCAUUUUUUGCUCAUCAAUAAAUUUACAUUUACAUUCUGUUCCAUGUACCUAAGCAUCCACAUCCAGCCUAUAAAAACGAAAGGAGUGUGAGAGUAUGAGUGUUGAUCUCAUGUACUGAUCUCAGUGUCAGAUACUAAUAUGACACCUAUAGGCUUACUACUGAAUCACACCUUGCAAAUGACAUGGUCUAUUAUUAGAUUCCUUUUUUUUUUUUUUCUUUUAAAUGGAAGGUGAGGAAAGUUGAGAAAUGUUGGAUGCUGCCCUCAUGCUCAUUCACUUUUCUACAUUCAGUGGCAAAUUUUGGUGAAGUUGGUGCUUGCUCAUGAACAAAAUAAAGGAUGAUGAGAUGGAAUUAA
Molecule: messenger RNA, 6484 nt
Organism: Ictalurus punctatus (channel catfish)
Lineage: Eukaryota; Metazoa; Chordata; Actinopteri; Siluriformes; Ictaluridae
Gene: clstn1
Product: calsyntenin 1
Exons: 19
Coding region: 369-3308 (979 amino acids)
Biological process (GO): positive regulation of synaptic transmission; homophilic cell-cell adhesion; positive regulation of synapse assembly
Cellular component (GO): cell surface; postsynaptic membrane
Molecular function (GO): kinesin binding; X11-like protein binding; calcium ion binding
Source: RefSeq, a predicted model, not a curated record